Diachasma alloeum is the source of this 494-nucleotide messenger RNA. RefSeq lists its product as uncharacterized. Bases 39 to 494 code for a protein of 151 amino acids. The record is from RefSeq and is a predicted model, not a curated record. NCBI's taxonomy places the organism in Eukaryota, Metazoa, Arthropoda, Insecta, Hymenoptera, Braconidae. The transcript is spliced from 3 exons.
CAUAUUCCGCGGUUAAAAUAUCUAAAUUUCCAGGCAAAAUGCAAUCUCCAUGUGAAUACGAGUUUUCCAGAGGUAAUGGCACAGGAGUUGCCGAGGCAAUAGGUAACUGGGGUUUCUCUAACUGCAGUCCAAGCAGUAACGAGGGAGGAAUUGAACGAAUGAGAUGUCUCUUCGAGGAGAUGAAAAAAUUAAAAACAUCCAAGCAACCGAUGAAGGUGAAGUACAAUCCCCUAGACGAUCCUGGAGCUUGGCACGUGUGUCCCAGCCCCCACGAGUGCAAACCCCCCUGGACAUUUCCGGAUAAACGUCCCCUCAUCACCUUCAGCUCAACUGUCGAGACAAUCCCGGUAUCGAGCUAUCUAUCGGUGAAACAGGAAAUGGUAAAUCCGAUUCCUGGGCGCAAGUAUCUCUGGGAUAAAACGUUCACGCACAAAUGGUAUAGAGUUGAUGGAACGAGAUGCUGUUUCCCAAUGAGUUGUCAUCCAGCGUGUUAA